Penaeus vannamei (Pacific white shrimp) is the source of this 1113-nucleotide messenger RNA. Lineage: Eukaryota; Metazoa; Arthropoda; Malacostraca; Decapoda; Penaeidae. The record is from RefSeq and is a predicted model, not a curated record.
AAGCCAGGGUUCCCUUGAGCGAGGAGCUUCCUAUGUUGAGACCCAAAGGAAGGCACAUGCAGUCACUCAGCUACUAGAAAUUUGACUGUGCAGAGAGUGUGUAAAUCCAUAAGGGCAACAAUGAGUGUUCUCCCUGACCAGAUUCCUUUGGCCCCACUCAUGGACAAGGAAAUAUUUGGCACAGGGGUCAGUAUCAAAGAAGAACUCAGCGAAGAUGUCACCGAAGAAAUAGAUUUGAAAAUUAAGGAAGAAGCAUACGAUUAUGCAGAUGAAGCAACUGAUAUAGUGAGUGAAGUGAAAGUGAAAAAUGAAUUUCUUCCCUUCAGGGAUCUUCAAGACCUUAAAAAUGAGGCAAAUGAAAAAGACUCAUGUAAUUUUAAUGAGGAUUGCAGUACCUUGUCAAGAGUGCCAUUUGUAGCUGAGGAAAAGGAGGAAAAAUGCUCAUCAGGAGAGGAUCAGGCAAAACAUAAGGAAAAUCAUAAAGAUAUUGCACACAGAAAAUUGGAUAGGAAAAUGAAGUCUUUUGUAUGUAUAAUAUGUGGCAAAGCUUUCUACAGAAAAUCACAUAUAAAGGAUCAUAUGAGAGUACACACAAAAGAAAAGCCAUACAGCUGUGAAGUUUGCAGCAAAGUUUUCUCACACAAAUGUACUUUAGUAAAGCACAUAAGAGUCCAUACAAAGGAGAAACCAUGCAGCUGUGAGAUUUACAGUGAAGACUUCUCAAAUAAAUCAGGCUUAGUGAAAUGCAUAGGAUUACAUACAAAAGAGAAACCACAUACCUGUGACAUUUGCAAAAAAGCCUUCUCUAAAAAAAGCGAUCUAGUAAAGCACACGAGAGUACACACAAAGGAGAAACCAUAUAGCUGUGAGAUCUGCAAUAAAGACUUCUCAUAUAAAUCUGUCUUAGUGAAACAUAUUAGAGUACAUACAAAGGAGAAACCAUAUAUCUGUGACAUUUGCAAAAAAGCCUUCUCUGAGAAAGGUUCUCUAGUAAGUCACAUGAGAGCACAUACAAAGGAGAAACCAUAUAUCUGUGACAUUUGCAAAAAAGCGUUCUCUGAGAAGGGUUCUCUUAAGGCAUUUGAGGAUACAUACAAAGGAGAAACCAUAUAG